Owenia fusiformis is the source of this 628-nucleotide messenger RNA. NCBI's taxonomy places the organism in Eukaryota, Metazoa, Annelida, Polychaeta, Sabellida, Oweniidae. The record is from the annotation of a GenBank genome assembly.
AGUCAAUAUGUCAUGGAGCAAAAGCAAAAUAUUUUAUCGCCUUUUUGGCCUUAAAACGUACAAAUCUACAAUAUUUAGGGGAUCAUUUGGUAACCAGGAGACGGAUUUACUUGUUAGCGCACAGCGGUUCAUCUCAGCAUCUUCACCAUUGUACGUGGAAAAGAAAGAUACAUCCAAACCACUGUCUCAAACCCCAGAUCCUAAACAAGUUGAGUCUGGUUGGUACGAAUGGUGGGAGAGUCAAGGCUACUUCAAGCCAAAACCUCAGAUAAAUGAUGAGAAUGCAAAGUUCGUCAUGUGCCUCCCUCCUCCAAACAUAACAGGAAGUUUACAUCUUGGACAUGCUCUAACCAACAGCAUACAAGAUGCUAUUGUGAGAUGGCACAGAAUGAAUGGGAGACAGACACUAUGGGUGCCAGGGUGCGAUCAUGCCGGGAUUGCUACACAAGUCAUUGUUGAAAAAAAACUUUGGAAAGAACAAAAGAAGACACGUCAUGAUUUAGGACGUGAAGAAUUUCUCAAAGAAGUGUGGAAAUGGAAAAAUGAGAAAGGAGGGGAAAUAUUCCAACAGAUGCGAAAACUUGGAUCAUCUCUUGAUUGGAGUAAGGAGGCAUUUACACUUGACCCU